GCGUAUUUUGAAUCGACAGAAACGGCUGCGCGAGACUCAAGCUCGGAUCCAACACGUCUUUCUCCCACUACGCAAACUAUUAAAACCGGUACUGUUUGCACCCUACGAUGAGGAAGAGUGAGGUGCUUGCUGCAGAGGCAGUGUCAUGCCUCAAUAAAGCCCUGUGCCACCUGAAGGACAUUUGGGAGGAGAUUGGCAUCCCAGAGGAACAGAGACUGGAGAGAACAAAUGUGGUCAAAACUCACAUCAAAGGUCUUCUGGACAUGAUGAUUGCAGAAGAGGAGAGUCUGAGGAAGCGUUUGAUGAUCAGUAUGGACACCUGUCGUAAAGAGCUAAAUAAAGUGUGCUUGGAGCUGCAGCUUCCUCCGUGUCAGGAGGAGAGGGCAAACACAAUGCUUCAACAAGAGAAAGAUAUACGAACCUGUCUUGAAGUUAUGUUGAAACAGAAAGGUCAGAGAAUGCAGACGCUUAAAACCCUCAUCGAGCAGGAUCAAGACCUCUGUGACAUUCUCUGCUCGGAGCCGUUCUCUAUCUCUGCAAGCGCAGUUCCUUCCCUGGAGCAACUUGAACGCUUCCGACAACACAUUGCACAACUGGUGGCCGAAAAGGAACAAAGACACAUCAAGUUUGUUGCGCUGAAGAAAAAGAUAAUACUUUGUAUGGAUGAUCUGGAUCAGCUGCCUGAGACUAGUUUUGAAAAGGAUCUUGUGUGCGAGGACGAAGAGGCUUUUUGUCUCUCCAAAGACAACAUUGACUCCCUUAAGGUCCUCCUUCACCAGCUUGAGAGCAGGAAAGCUGAGAACGAGCGUAUUUGUGGGUCAUAUCGAGAAAAGAUCCAGGAGCUAUGGGACAGGUUGCACAUCUCACAGGAGGAACGUGAUGCUAUUGCUGAGCACAUGACCAUGUCCAAGAAGAGGAACAUGGAAGCUUUGCAAGCUGAAGUUCAACGUCUUGAGGAACUGAAGCUUAGAAACAUUCAGGAUCUUACAAAGGCUAUUCGAGAGGAAAUUACGGUGGUCUGGGAUAAAUGCUUCUACAGCACCGAUCAGCGCCAGGCUUUUCUGCCCUUCUAUGAUGAUAAUUUUAGUGAAGAACUUCUGAACUUCCAUGAAUCUGAGAUUCAGCGCCUAAAACAGCAUUAUGAAGAUCACAAAGAACUUUUUGAAGGUGUUCACAAAUGGGAGGAGAGUUGGAGGCUUUUCUUGGAGCUUGAAAAAAAAGCCACAGAUCCAUCCAGAUUUACCAACAGAGGAGGAAACCUUUUAAAGGAGGAGAAACAACGAUCAGACCUACACAAAGGUCUCCCUAAGCUUGAAAAGAAGCUGAAAGCCCAGAUCGAGCAGUGGGAGCAGGAACAAGGCAGAGAAUUUCUGGUCCAGGGUCAGAAGUUCAUGCAGUUUGUUUCUGAGCAGUGGGAACUCUAUUGUCUGGAGAAGGAGCGGGAAAAGCAGGAACGGCAAUUGAAAAAGAGCAAACAGACAGAGGAGGACAUGCUGUAUGGCACAGCUGUACGGUCACCAAGUAAACGAAGAUUUUUGGGCAGUAUGACGCCUUGCAAGGCACGAAAGCUAAACGCUACUUCCAGCACUUCCACUGGCGCCUCUAACAGCACUAUGCGCUCUGUAUUUUGUGGAACUGUCUGCCACUCGCCUGUGUCCCGCCCUCCAAUACCAGCCAACAAGGGUAAUUCCUUGAAGACCCCGGUUCGAGGGAAACCUCCUCAUCAAGGCCUGGCAGAACGUAAUAAGGAGAAUGUCUGUCAUCUUGCGUACGGUACAGGUGGUGUGUUGAAGACUCCAGCUAGCCCACAGCGUAACUUCAGCAUCAACUCUGUUGCCAGCACCUAUUCUGAGUUUGCGAGAGACCUCUCCAAGGCUUCAAAGUCAAAGCACACGCCAGAAGUCUUGAACUCAACCAUCACGCACCUAUGAUCUCUCACACACACGAAGGAGACGAAAAACUGUCGGAUCUGGAGAGGGAAACACUGCAUGACCUGUUCACUACACAAAAGCUUUAAUGUUCACCUUUUCAAUGUCUGUAUUUCUUUUUAUAUGUAAAUGAGGGGACUGUAUAUUUAAUAUUUCUUAAAGAAUCUAUGUCUACUGUUAAUAUGAUUAAUACUAGAUUUAAUGAAGAAAAAAAGAAAAGUCAUUAUAUGUUACGUAAUCAGCUCAGCUUGUAACAUAUUUAAAUGUAAGUAGAAUGGUGAUUGGGUGUAUGAUUUAUUCUAGGCUGUUACCAGCAGUAUUAGCAACUGUACUUUCAAGUCUACGCCUAUCAUGAAUGUUUUGCACAAUAUAUUAUUACAAGGGUUUUGUUUUUUUUUCCUCAGUUUGUACUUUUAUUCUAUGGUUCACUACAUAAUAUUUUUUUUGAACACAACAAUUACUAUAGCGAUGUACACAAUAAACAAAUAGUCUACAUUGAACAUAUCAUUGUCUUUGAUCCAUUUUAUUUCUCAAUUGGAUGAAGAAAGAAAUCGAGAUUGACAUACUAUGUUCAAAUUGAAUUAUUACGCAAGCAAAU
This is a messenger RNA of Ictalurus furcatus (blue catfish), 2526 nucleotides long. RefSeq names its product protein regulator of cytokinesis 1b (gene prc1b). Gene Ontology annotation, biological process: microtubule cytoskeleton organization; mitotic spindle midzone assembly. The transcript is spliced from 14 exons. NCBI's taxonomy places the organism in Eukaryota, Metazoa, Chordata, Actinopteri, Siluriformes, Ictaluridae. Bases 108 to 1931 code for a protein of 607 amino acids. Gene Ontology annotation, cellular component: mitotic spindle midzone; spindle; cytoplasm. Gene Ontology annotation, molecular function: microtubule binding. The record is from RefSeq and is a predicted model, not a curated record.